Molecule: messenger RNA, 833 nt
Organism: Tribolium madens (black flour beetle)
Lineage: Eukaryota; Metazoa; Arthropoda; Insecta; Coleoptera; Tenebrionidae
Product: probable U3 small nucleolar RNA-associated protein 11
Exons: 1
Coding region: 89-799 (236 amino acids)
Biological process (GO): rRNA processing
Cellular component (GO): small-subunit processome; nucleolus
Source: RefSeq, a predicted model, not a curated record
UACCAGUUGACAGUUGUAAAAUUCAAAUUUUAGAGGUUAGUUUUUUGGUUUAAUUGUCACAUGUGUUACUGAUUAUUGAUUUUUAAAAAUGUCGGUUUGGAAAAAAGCCGCAAAAGCGCACCAGAAAAGCCACAAAGAACGCCACCAGCCAGAAGAACGCAAGCACCUCGGUUUAUUAGAAAAGAAGAAGGAUUAUGUCAAGCGAGCCAAAGAUUUCAAUGAAAAGAAAGAAACCCUCAAACUCCUACGUAAAAGGGCUCUCAACAAAAAUCCUGAUGAGUUUUACCACCACAUGAUCAACUCAAAAACGGAAAAUGGCAUGCAUUUUGAAAAAGAAACUGAAGAUGAAGAUACACCAGAACAAAUAAGGUUAAUGCGAAGUCAAGAUUUGAAGUAUAUCACGACGAAAAGGACGCAAGAAUUGAAGAAAAUUGAAAAACUUCAAGCACAAUUGCAUUUAGCAAGCGUGGAUCACGACGUGAAAAAUAAACAUAUUUAUUUCACUAAGAAUAUAGAUAAGGAAGAAUUAACAAAGAAGAAAUUGGAGCAGCUGUCAAAAAAAGAGUUGCCUGACGUGAAUCUGGAUGAUUUAGCUGAAGCGACGAAGAAAAAGAAACAUUUAUAUAAUGAAUUAGCAAAGAGGAUUAACAGAGAGAAGGAAUUAUCAGUAAUUCAACAGAAAAUUGAAAUGAAAAAACAUGUGGAGAAUAGGAAGAACGUUUUACCCCCAAAACGAGUGCGGAGAGGAAAUCGCAAUCGAGCACCGAUUUAUGUAUGGCCAUAUGAAAGAAAAAAGUAAAUUGUAAGUGAUGUAAUGAAUAAAUCAUUCUAAA